UUUUGACAACAAACAAAAAAAAAAAGGAGAACUACUCACCAGUUUUCUUUAGUGUUGUUAGUGUGUUGACCAAAGAGAAAGAGAAAAAAAAAAGGACAUGAACUUCCACGUGAACUGGACUGAUGAAGAGACUCAGGAACUCCUCAAAGUGUGGUCUGAAGAAAAGAUUCAGGUGGGCCUGGGGGAAUCUGUUAGAAAUGAGAGAGUUUAUGGAGAGGUGUCCAGGAGACUGGCUGCUAUGGAGAUGUAUCGUUCUGCAAAACAGUGCAGAGACAAGGUCAAGAAGCUGAAACUUGAAUACAGGAAGACAAAGAAACACAGUGAAGAAAGUUGGGAUAUCAAAAAGAACUUCAAGUGGUACGAUGCUUUGGACUCUAUCAUGAGGGAAGAGCCAGCGAGCAGAGAAGACCAUGUACUGCCAGCCGCCAUGAUACAGAAGUUCAUGAUUUCUGACCAGGAAACAAGUUUAGCCAUCAAAACAGAAAUUCCCGGAAGCUGCAGCAACUCCUACACGACCUCUCAGUCAGCAGAAGAAACGCCUUCGCCCACAGAGACCAAAGAAGACCCGGGUCUCUACAUCGUUCAAGUGGAAGAUGUUGACGUUCCGUCCACGAGCACGUCAGUGAAGUCCGCUGCCCUGCGCACGUCACUCAAAGGCAAGUCAAAUCAAGUCGUAAGAGGGAUACAGCCUGAGGAAAAACAAAGCUAUGUGUUCACACAAUACUAA
Molecule: messenger RNA, 727 nt
Organism: Labrus mixtus (cuckoo wrasse)
Lineage: Eukaryota; Metazoa; Chordata; Actinopteri; Labriformes; Labridae
Product: zinc finger and SCAN domain-containing protein 29-like
Exons: 2
Coding region: 98-727 (209 amino acids)
Source: RefSeq, a predicted model, not a curated record